AUGUUCGGACGAGGGAAAAGUAGUCUCUCGAAGCCAAAAAAGGUCCAUUCUCUUGAAAAUUUGAAAUAUCUUCACUCCGUGUUACAAAAGAAUCGAGCUGUUAAUGAACAAAACUAUGGGAUACUAGUUGAAGCUCUUCGAUUAAUUGCAGAAAUUUUAAUCUGGGGUGAUCAAAAUGAUAGUUCAGUCAUGGACUUUUUUCUUGAAAAGAAUAUUCUGGAGUACUUUUUGCAGUAUAUGAAACAAGAUUUAAGUCGAAGAAUAUGUGUUCAGUUACUACAAACUUUAAAUAUCUUAUUUGAAAAUAUAACAAAUCAAACAGCUAUCUAUUACCUUCUGUCAAACAAUCAUACAAAUGCUAUCAUUACGCAUCGUUUUGAUUUCACCGACGAAGAAGUGAUGGCUUAUUAUAUUUCCUUUCUAAAAAUAUUAUCCUUUCGUCUCAACGUAAAUACCAUCAGCUUUUUCUACAUUGAGUCUCGUCGAGAGUUUAAUUUAUAUGUUGAAGCGAUUAAAUUGUUCGCUCACCCGGAGGGUAUGGUUCGUAUUGCUGUACGUACUAUCACUCUAAAUGUACAUAAAGUUAAAGAUGAAGCUGCUUUGGAGUUUAUUCACCAUCAGACUUCAUUAAUUUACUUCUCACAUCUUGUGUGGUCAAUAGGUAAUACAAUAUUAGAUAUUGAUUGUCAUAAGUGUCAAACUAAGUUGAAAGAUUUAGUUGCAGAGCAUAUUGAUCAUUUACACUACAUAGAUGACUUGUUGUCACUGGGUAUAGAAGGUUUAAAUGAAGUACUGUGUGACCAGUUACUGAGGAGAUUAUUUAUACCAUUACAUAUCUACUCCUUAUUGAAGCAAUACAAGUCGGAUGCAACAACAAAUCUAGGGACAGUUCGUAGACCUCGUCUAUCCUAUUCCGUGACAGUGUUUACACUAAUUCAUGUGUAUUUAUUUCUACGUGAUACUCGACUAAUCUGUUUACUUACGGAAGCUAUUCUAAUUGGCGAUCUCACAUUGCCUGGCUUAAUAAUACCUUGUAAUAUACCAUGUUCCAAUUCACAAAUUGUCUUCAAUGACCCCACAACUCAGGAUUGUUCUGUAAGUUUUCAAAGAAAUUUAAAUUACGAGGAGACUGAUGAUACUGCACCUGAUGAUGAUCCAGCAAUGAUCAUUGCUAAAACGUUAAUUGCUGCCACUGUGUCUUUACGAGCUUCUGACCAAGCAGCACCUGGGCAAAGAUUAACUACCUACUUAAUACAUUCAGUGACAUCCAAAAAUCCAUUGAUAUUUUCUCAACCUAGUGAAUCAUUAGAACAUGGAUUAACUCAAGCGAAAGGUGUAACACCGACAUUGAUGUCUGUUCUAUGGCCACCCAAUGUGGCUCCACUAAAACUAGUGGAGAAGAAUACAGAAACUCACGUUCAGUCAUCCAUUUCUUCAAAUCCAUGUGAAAAACGCUCAUCUGAUCUGUCACCAGGCGGUUCACAAAUACAAUCUCCUAACAGCUGUAAAGAUUCGUAUGCAUCUAUUGAAAAAUCCCAGUUAAAAUUGAAGAUUCAUCAUCUAAUUCAUCAGUCGUUUUUGAACAAAACGAUAAAACGAUCGAUGCUGACUUAUCAAAUCUAUCUGGCCGUGUUUUUUUUAAGAUCUUUAUUUCGUUCUUUGGAAAUUGGUUCCGGUUCAGAUCAAGAUGCUAUAUUCUCUAUUCUCCUUUUAUUCGCUAUAAAAUCAAAUAAAGGUGUUGAUUUGGCUACUUUGAAACUUGCCCAAUUAAACGGUCCCGAUAUAAAAAAUGAACCAUCGUAUAAUUAUACACUUGUCACAAAGCUUAUUGAAUUAAUUGGUGACGCAUGUAAAGCUGAAAGUCGUAUUCGUUUAAUCACUGUACGAAUGGCUAUUCGUUUGCUAACAGACUUAGUAUAUAGCGUCAAUUGUGGUUGUCAAUUAUCCGAUCAACAUUUCGCUGAAAUUAUUAAUGCUCGCGAAGAAGCGAUGCUUGUAUUAAGGAGCUAUUUUGAGAAAUCUGGGAGGCUUCAUCAGUCAUACUGUAUUGUAGCUUCAUUGACCGGUGUGUUUGAUUGUUAGAUAUUUUGAAUAUUGGUUAUUCAAAGGUUUGAGAAAAUAAAAUGGUAUUUACGAAUACUUUGGAUAAAAUUCUACUGUUUAUCACAUACUCUGCUAUGUUCAGCGUAUCGUUUAAAGUAAUCUUGACAAUCGGACCAUGAAUUGUCUGAUAAACGAGAAUCUACUACUGUUGGCAAAUUUGCAAGAGUUGACUGGGUUUGAAAAUACCAA
Molecule: messenger RNA, 2292 nt
Organism: Schistosoma mattheei
Lineage: Eukaryota; Metazoa; Platyhelminthes; Trematoda; Strigeidida; Schistosomatidae
Source: the annotation of a GenBank genome assembly